This is a messenger RNA of Cynoglossus semilaevis (tongue sole), 7858 nucleotides long. Its product is annotated as mitogen-activated protein kinase kinase kinase kinase 4. Lineage: Eukaryota; Metazoa; Chordata; Actinopteri; Pleuronectiformes; Cynoglossidae. The transcript is spliced from 33 exons. The coding region runs from base 276 to 4847 and encodes 1523 amino acids. Gene Ontology annotation, cellular component: cytosol. Gene Ontology annotation, biological process: protein phosphorylation. The record is from RefSeq and is a predicted model, not a curated record. Gene Ontology annotation, molecular function: protein kinase activity; ATP binding.
GUGGGGUCUUUUAUUUUGAAACACGUUAGCGGAAAGCUAGUUUUUCAGGCUAGCUUUGUCUCUAGUGGCUUCAAGCCAUAGAGAGUGGACAGGAGGAUUCUGCUGCUGCUGCUGUGCCUGCCGCCUCAACAUGGAGUAACGACACUCUCAGCCACAAUUGCCCCCUAAAGAGCAAUACGAGACGGCGUGUCGUUGUUCCAUCUACCGGCUAGACCACAAAUGAGCCAGCAGCCGCUAACGUUUCUCCGCUAGCGCAAAAGGAAAAAGCUCGAAAGAUGGCGAACGACUCUCCAGCUAAAAGUCUAGUAGACAUAGACUUGGCUUCAUUGCGGGAUCCAGCCGGAAUAUUUGAGUUGGUGGAGGUGGUUGGAAAUGGUACCUAUGGACAAGUAUACAAGGGUCGACAUGUCAAGACUGGACAGCUGGCUGCCAUCAAAGUCAUGGACGUCACAGAGGACGAGGAGGAGGAAAUUAAACUGGAGAUCAAUAUGCUGAAGAAAUAUUCCCACCACAGAAACAUUGCCACCUACUAUGGUGCUUUCAUUAAGAAGAGCCCCCCAGGGCACGAUGACCAGCUGUGGCUGGUGAUGGAGUUCUGUGGCGCAGGUUCAAUCACAGACCUGGUGAAGAACACCAAGGGGAACCAGCUGAAGGAAGACUGGAUCGCCUACAUCUCCAGAGAAAUCCUCAGAGGUCUGGCCCACUUACAUGCCCACCAUGUCAUCCACCGUGACAUCAAGGGCCAAAAUGUCUUGUUGACAGAGAAUGCAGAAGUCAAAUUAGUGGAUUUUGGUGUCAGUGCUCAGUUAGAUCGAACAGUGGGCAGAAGAAACACAUUUAUUGGGACUCCUUAUUGGAUGGCCCCUGAAGUUAUCGCUUGUGACGAGAACCCAGACGCUACGUAUGAUUACAGGAGUGACCUGUGGUCGUGUGGUAUCACAGCUAUUGAAAUGGCUGAAGGAGCACCACCUCUCUGUGACAUGCAUCCAAUGCGUGCCCUCUUCCUCAUUCCAAGAAAUCCUCCUCCUAGACUCAAAUCUAAGAAAUGGUCCAAAAAGUUUUUUAGUUUCAUCGAGAGCUGCUUGGUGAAGAACUAUACACAGCGUCCCCCUACAGAGCAGCUCCUGAAGCAUCCCUUCAUCCGUGACCAGCCUAAUGAGAGGCAGGUCCGGAUCCAGCUCAAGGACCACAUUGACCGGACCAAAAAGAAGAGGGGAGAGAAAGAUGAGACAGAGUAUGAGUACAGUGGCAGUGAGGAGGAGGAAGAAGAUCCUCCAGAGCAGGAAGGAGAACCUAGCUCCAUAGUCAAUGUUCCUGGUGAGUCAACUCUACGACGCGACUUCAUUCGCCUUCAACAAGAAAACAAGGAGCGGUCAGAGGCAUUGCGUCGCCAGCAGCUCCUCCAGGAGCAGCAGCUUCGGGAGCAGGAGGAGUACAAGCGCCAGCUCCUGGCUGAGAGGCAAAAACGUAUUGAGCAGCAGAAGGAACAGAGGAGGCGGCUAGAAGAGCAACAAAGACGUGAGCGUGAGAUGAGGAGGCAACAGGAACGAGAGCAACGUCGACGUGAGCAAGAGGAGAAGAGAAGAAUUGAAGAAAUGGACCGAAGACGGAAAGAAGAAGAAGAACGACGGCGGGCUGAGGACGAGAAGAGGAGGAACGAUCGUGAACAGGAGUACAUCAGGCGUCAGCUGGAAGAGGAGCAGAGACACCUGGAGAUGCUGCAGGAGCAACUGCUCCGUGAACAGGCCAUGCUGUUGGAGUUCAAGUGGCGGGAGCUGGAGGAGCAGCGCAAGGCCGAGCGACUCCAUAAGCGCCUGCAGCAGGAGCAGGCGUACCUGCUGUCGCUCCAGCACGACUCCAAACAGCAGCCUGGUGACAAGACCAAAGUCCCCUCAGACCAAAGCAAACCUCCACAGACCUCCACCCUGCCCCCUGACAGAGCCCUUAUGACAUGCCCACAAGCUCAGGUCAUUGACAGUGUUGUUUCUGUAGCUAAAGACACUGAUGAAUCCCCCAGAGCACUUCAGACAGCCCCCUCGGACGACGCUGACUCCCAGACAGCAGUGACAGAAAAGACUGAAACUGUUGAGACAUGUCCAGACCAAGUCCAACACUCCCCAGGUCCCCUUCCCUCACAGACUGAAAAUCCAAAUGACUCUCAUCCUCCCCAGGCUGAAAGUUUGCAGCCUGAUAGGCCUGCCAAUCCUGUCAGUCAUCCUGCUCAGCCAAUCAGAGAGGCUGAUGAGCGGUACCGUAAGAACAUUCAGGGAUCUCCUCAGGCUGCCCCUCCUCCCAAGCAGCCCCCUCUGCCUCCCCGCUCCUCUGAACCGUUCUCCAAUGGUAGCUCCUCCUCUGAGGCCCCAGCCAUGCAGCGACCAAUGGAGCCUCAGGUCCAGUGGUCCCACCUUGCUGCUCUAAAAAGCAGCAACAGCGCUGCUCCCUCUCCUCCUCCUCCUCCUCCUGUUGUGUCUCGCUCCCAGUCCUUCAGUGAAUCUGGCAGUGUGACCUCUAGCAUUGCUCAACUCCAGCUGCGCUCCCAGGACCCCCACCAUCACCACCACCACCCAUCACCUGCACGCACUGACCCCCAGCCCCAACCACCCCACCACCACCACCCUCAGGCCCAGACCAGGGUUGAGCACCAGUCUAGCAUUGAGGAGGUGCCACCCAAGGUACCAGUGAGGACUACAUCCAGGUCUCCAGUGCUGUCCCGCAGAGAGUCUCCUUUGCCAUCACAGACUGGAAACCAGGGGGUGCAGAGGAUUGCUGGAAGUAAUGUGGAGCAGCGCCCUCUGUGGGACCGCGUGGAGAAGCUGCAGCCUCGACCCGGCAGUGGCAGUUCCUCUGGCUCCUCCAACUCCAGCGCUCAGGCCAGUCCUGCGGACCGCUUCAGGCCCCGUUGUGAGUCCCCUGCUUCCUCCAAAUCUGAAGGAUCUCCUCUCCAAAGACCAGAAAAUGUUUCCAAAAAACAAGAUGAAAAGAACCUGGUCAGGCCGACUCGACCUGCGGGUGAUGUGGACCUGACUGCUCUCGCCAAGGAGCUCCGUGCUGUAGAUGAUGUGCGGCCUCCUCACAAAGUCACCGACUACUCCUCCUCCAGCGAGGAGUCGGGCACCACUGACGAGGAAGAUGAUGAGGAGGUGGAUCAGGAGGCGGGAGAGGAGUCAACCUCAGGAGCAGAGGAUUCUAGAGCUGGAUUUCCUCAUGGCUUCCGCAGGAGGCUGAGUAAUGGGGAGACGGAGUCGGCCAAGACAAUGCUGGUGGAGGAUUCUGAGAAUGAACAAGUGACUACACCCUCCAAGGACGGCACUCUGGUCAUCAGACAGAGCACUGCUGAAAUUAAGCGGUUGGUCAGUCUCUCGGCCUCUGCUUCAGCCGGCUCUGGCUCUGGCUCUGGCUCUGCCUCUGCCCACAGCCUUGGGCUGCCACUGCCCCCCAGUCACGGGCUGCUAGAGAAAAAUGGCUACCCAGGUCGCAUACACCACCUUCCAGACCUUAUCCAGCAGAGCCAUCACCCUCCUUCCUCCACCUCCUCCUCCAUGCCUCCCUCCUCCUCCUCCUCAUCCUCCUUCCCCUCAUCAUCUAGCCAUGCCAGUCCUGCCAUGUCCCCACAGACCCCCUUGGACAAGCUCACUGCCAUAGAGUCCCAGUCAGAGAACAACUCCAUGUCCAAACACAAGUCUUCCUCCUCCUUCACCCCCUUCAUUGACCCACGUCUUCUUCAGAUCUCUCCUUCCAGCGGCAGCUCUCUCAACAACAUGGCCGGAUUUGGGCAAGAUGGACGCCUGAUGGACCCACUGAGAGCCGAUCCGUCUCGAAAGGGCUCAGUUGUCAACGUCAAUCCGGUAAACACUCGUCCACCCAGUGACACACCAGAGAUUAGAAAGUACAAGAAGAGGUUUAACUCUGAAAUCCUCUGUGCCGCUCUCUGGGGGGUGAACCUGCUAGUGGGGACAGAGAGUGGUCUGAUGCUGCUGGACCGAAGUGGUCAGGGAAAAGUCUACCCAUUGAUCAGCAGACGGCGAAUCCAACAGAUGGAUGUUCUGGAGGGACUCAACGUCCUGGUCACCAUAUCAGGUAAAAAGAACAAGCUGCGUGUUUACUACCUGUCAUGGCUCAGGAACAAGAUUUUGCACAACGACCCUGAGGUAGAGAAGAAGCAAGGUUGGGUCAACGUGGGCGACCUGGAGGGCUGCGUCCACUAUAAAGUCGUGAAGUAUGAGAGAAUUAAGUUCUUGGUGCUGGCCUUGAAGAAUUCUGUGGAGGUUUAUGCCUGGGCUCCAAAGCCGUACCAUAAGUUCAUGGCCUUUAAAUCUUUUGGUGAUCUGGUGCACAAGCCUCUGUUGGUUGAUCUAACGGUAGAAGAGGGUCAGAGGUUGAAGGUCAUCUAUGGGUCCAGCUCUGGCUUCCAUGCCGUGGAUGUGGACUCUGGGGCUGUGUAUGACAUCUACCUGCCCACACAUAUCCAAACCAGCAUCCAGUGCCAUGCCAUUAUCAUCUUACCAAACACUGAUGGAAUUGAGCUGCUUGUGUGUUACGAAGAUGAGGGUGUUUAUGUCAACACUUAUGGACGCAUCACCAAGGACGUGGUGCUGCAGUGGGGAGAGAUGCCGACUUCAGUGGCCUACAUUAGGUCAAACCAGAUCAUGGGCUGGGGUGAGAAGGCUAUAGAGAUCCGCUCUGUGGAGACAGGACAUCUGGACGGUGUCUUCAUGCACAAGAGGGCACAGAGACUCAAGUUCCUGUGUGAAAGGAAUGACAAGGUCUUCUUUGCCUCAGUGCGGCCUGGAGGUGCCAGUCAGGUGUACUUCAUGACCCUGGGUCGCACAUCACUCAUGAGCUGGUAGAUGAACGUCAAACAAAACCCGCCAACAUUAUCAACCACACCUUAGAAGUGACCAACAGAUGCUGGUUGUGACAACAACGAACACCGAUGAAGAUGAGAACAGCCUGGAGUCGGAGCUGCAUAAGCCUCUGUGUGGAGGGAACCACAACAAACGAACCAAUAGAUUGUGCUGUAUUUACGAAAAUAAUCCAAGGAUGGCUGUGUGUUGUUGCGUGUGUCCACUCAGUCCACUCAUUUUACUCUUAAAAUAUCUUCUGCCAACACAAAAAAAUCCCUUCAAUCCUGCAGCUUCGUUGCCAACCCUCUUAAGCAGAACCCACUUGUCCUCUUGUUCUGUUGGACAUGGGAUCUAAUGCCUGUUGACGGUAAAUCUUUGUGUCAUAGUAAACAUUAAAGUCACAUACAUGUGCAAAAGAGAGAAUGGUUAAGCAUGUGAGUGACGGACAAAAAGCAUUCAUCCUGAUGGGACGUCAAGGUGAAACAUGACGAUGAUGUGCCACACUUAGAGAUGUAGCAGUGUUUAGUCCAGAGCUGAUGUGGGUCAGGUUAAAGGUCCACUGUGUACAGUUUAGUCUCCACACAGGCAUAACAUCCCUCUGAGAUGUAUCUAGAAUUGUGGUGGUGACAAUUCUCAUCAGCUGAUGAUGGCUUACUUGGUUUAUUGGUUUCUCAUCCGGUUUUCUCGAUGUUUUCUUGACAGAGACGUUCUUUUCCGUUUAUGACCUGAUCCUCUCCUUCCAAACGCGGACACAAGACAGUUGGUCCAAUAGGCUGCUGGAGAAAAGUGUCAUUUUAUGUUGGUCUCUCUGUACACCAAGACCUUUGUCUGAAGUACAUGCAACAGACUUAUUGUAAGGACAUUUAUGUGUAUCUAAAUGCUACACACUGGACCUUUAACUUUUGUCCCUCCUUGAUAGUUCCAUUUCAAGCACGUGAUAAAACACUAGUCCACAGUCACAAACCUUCCUUAAACCUUAAUUGAGGCUUGACUGGUAGAACUGCUUGUGUCUUCACUUUGUCGGCCUUUCUCCCCUAAAAAUGGGGGUUGUUUUUUUUAAGGACCUUCUUCUGUUGAUCUUUCCAUGAAAUACAGGGUACUAGAGAUCAGCUUGUACAUAACCAACUACACCAACCUUCUCCUGGCUUCAACCCAACACUUUCCCAAACACAUCGCCUCGAGUACUGUAGGUCAUGUCUGACACAAGUAGCCCUGUUUAUGACAGCAUGUUUGGUGUUAUUAACAAAUAUAGCCCUGUUGUUUUUUUUUAACUACACUGUAUAUUUGCUAUGUGACUUGCUGCAAACGAUUACGCAGAAGCAGACAGGACACUCCUGUAAAAGAGUUUUAAAGGAAGAAUCAACCUUAUUUAUCAUCAGACUCUCGUGUGUUAGGAUAUAUCAGGAGAAUUUCCACCAGUGGAUUGUUGCAAUUUCAGCCAGUUACAGUGUUGUGGUACAGUCUGCUUUAACAACAGUCUACUACAACUAAUCAGACUCAGAAAUGUGAUGUUCUUCACUGUUACCUGUUAUUUAUCCUCAGGUGGAUUUUGCCUUUAACAUCACAAUGUCAGAAGUAGGGCUAGAAAAACUGUGAAUUAGCAAAAUUAGCAGAUGGCCAUUUACGUAGCAUGGAGGCCGAUGGGCAGAAAUGACAGUAAGGGAAUGAUGUGCAUCCGUGUCACUGAGGUGUAUUUGUGUAGAAACGUUGAACAUGACACUCCACACACAGAAGGCGACAUUGAUUGUCCAUAGCUGAGGAUUCCGGCCUCAACUGCUCAGAUCCCCAAUCAUCAGGGAGCAGUUAAUAGUUGCCUUGGAAGUGUCUCAGUUGAACUAAUAUUAACAACACCCUGAGCCCUCAGUAAUUAGUUAAAGGAUUUGCUUUUUGUGUGGUUAGAAAACAUUUGGCUGUCACUUGGGUUUUUUUUCAUUAUUCUGUUACCUUUGGAUUUUUUCUUUCAUUUAUUUUACGAGUUCAUUCAGGCAUAAUUUGGAAAAAACCCAAAUUUCGUCAUGUGACUUCACAUUAGACACAUUUUCUUCAACAAUGAAAAUGUUUUUCAGUCACUUACCUCAGACUAGACUGAAAAGAUUCCUUUAACUGGAGAAAUAAAUCCUUAAUUUGUGGAAUUUCACUCAUUGGUUUUUACUGUCCUUCCUCUGUCAUCCACGGAUUCUCUGGUUUUUUUGUCUAUAUGUUGAACAUCCUCCUUAUGUUUGACUGGUAAAAUGCCACAUCCGUUCUGUAGUACAGCAAUUAUCUAAUAAGAGAGGAAAAAUGUUGAAUGAAAACCACACCGCCCUCUUCAGGUAAAUUCUUCUCACUGGUCCAGAUAGUGUGGUGUCUUCACUUUUUCGUGGAGGAACCGACAGAUGUCUUCAUAUGGGAAACAAGACGUUGAAAGAGAAGGAAGGGAAAUUAAAUAUCCUACGUUCAGUGUUGCAGUGUUACAACGACAAAAACUAAGCAGCAUAUUUUUUAAAAACUCGGAAUUAGUUUUUAGUCUUGUUUCUACAUUUUUGUUGUGUAACCCAUCAGACAAGUAUGCGACUGCAGUGUUUUUUAUUGUAAUAAAAUUAUGUUGACAAUGUUUACAAGAGCAACUCGUUUUGUUAAACCAAUGUGCAUCAAUAUAAAUAUUUAUGGUUCAUUUUGGGGGUGUUUUCCCCCCUCUCUUGUAUUUUCUAUUAUUCCUUUUGUAAUAUCAUUUAGACGUUUGUGUACUGGAGUAAUGAACGUAAACUGACAUCACGUUAUACACAAGUUUAGAGUGUGUGGUUUUGUUUUGUUUUGUUUUUUUAACAGAUUUACUCACAUUCUGGUUAGUGCAGUGUGCCCUCCGGCUGUGUUUGGUGUGGAUCAAAUGUUUUCUACCUGCCAUGUGACAUUUCCCCCCUCAAACAUCGUCUCUCUGCCAUGCCUCUAAUUUAUGUCCUCUCUGUGUGUGCUAUGGGAAUUACUGUAUUUUCCUGAAGGUCUUUUUUUCAUUGAAUAAAAAGAAAUGUAAUUUA